GACUAUGAAAAUGAAUAUAAUAUGAGGGAAGUCAUUUAAAUGAGUUUUAAUAGCGACGUAUCUGCAAUAUACUGUGUCUGUGGCACUUUAAUGUUCCAUUGCCAUUGUGAUUUAUAUAAUAAGGCAGACUCGUUAAAUCCUCCUUACUGACUUUGCGUUUAUUGACAUAUUUAUUGCUGUCGCCAACAUUUCAGCAUCUCCCCGCUUGAUUUAAUCGCAGCAAAUGUAACGAUUCUGUGCAGCUCUAUUUACAUAAACGCGUGCUUAAAAGACAUUGGGUUUGAUCGUGUAGAUAUAUAAGAAAAUAACCAAAGUGUUUUGAAUUUCACGGAAGCAGAUGAAGUCGUUUGAUUAAUAUUCGCUGCGUAUAAUCAUGCAGUGGUCUGAGAGAUGGCCUCUUGCUCUGAGUUUUGUGGGUCCAGUCACGUGGUCAACUCCGGCUGUCAUGUUUUCGGAGUGCGUUCUUAUUUGCACCACUUCUACGAGGAGUGCACAGCCUCAAUGAGGGAGCAGCAGGAGGACUUUCAGGACCAGAGAUCAACGCUGCGGUGGAGCUCAAGCUUCUGGAAGGUCACACUUGCCGUUGGUGUCAUGCUCCUGUCAUUGGGGCUGGUGGUCAUGACAGUGGGCUAUUCCAUCCCCACUCGCAUUGAGGCUUUUGGCGAGGGCGAACUGCUGUUUGUGGACCACCAGGCCAUACGUCACAAUCGCUCGCUACACAUAUGUGUGCUGGUCGGGACAGGGCUUCUCACUCUGGGUGGGGUUCUGAUGGCAGGUGGAAUCCUGAUGUCUAACUUCUCCAUAACUCCCACAAAGCAGGAAGACUCAAGAGGAGAACGGAAGAGGGGAACCAGGAGCCCAGCAGACCCUGUAAUGAAGCACCCCAGCCCAGUCUCUAGUGACGGAGGAGUAUCUCCUCUCACUAGGGACGAUAAGGUUCAGCAGUGCUCGUAAAAGAGGUGUGUGACAAUACCCGUUCAAGAGUGCUGUCAGUGUGAUCAAAAAAAAAAGCUUGUGUAGAUUUGGGAGUCUUAUUUGUGUUUGAUAAUUAUAUGCUAAGCUAAUUAAAUUGACAUACUUGUGCCAUCUGUUGUCAAGCACAAUAAUUAUUGUCAAAAUAGUUUUUGUAUUUUUGUAUAUUAUACAGUAUUGAUCAAAUGAAGAGCCACCGAGUGGUUAAAGGGCAGUAAAAGAAAGUUCAGAAUAGUUUGGGGUCAGUAAGUGUUUUAUUUUAUUUUUUAAGAAAUUAAUACUUUUAUUUAUCAAGGAUGAUUCCAACUGACGGUAAAGACUUUUUACAUUCAUAACUUUGUAUUUAUCAGUGUAUCACAGUGUCCAUGAAAAUAUGAAGCAGCACAACUGUUUUCAACAUUGCUGAUAAUAAUAAAUGUUUUUUUGAACAGCAAAUCAAUAUUUUAGAAUAAUUUCUGAAGGAUCAUGUGACACUGAAGACUAGAGUAAUGAUGCUGAAAAUUCAGCUUUUGAUCACAGGAAUAUAUUGCAUUUGAAGAUAUUUUAAAUUAAUAAAUUGUAAUAAUAUUUCACAGUGUUAGUUUUUACUGUAUAUUUGAUUAAAUCAAUGCAGUCUUUGCAAGCAAUAAAAAUCUUCAAAAAAAUCUUACCCAACUUUUGAACAGUAGUGUAUGCAUAUAAAACAUAAAAUAUUAAAAGUCAUAAAUAGCUAAAUAUUGAAAGCAUCUCCUGUGCCCGGUAUGCAUCUUUUAAAGUGUAAAGAUGAUUUCUGAAAGAGAAGACCAGUUACAUUCAGGAUGUAAAUAUGCAUUUAUAAAACCAAUUGGAAUUCAGAAUGUCAUCGCCGUUGGAAUCUGAAUGCUGAAGGUUCUAAACAAAAGUUUGAAUGGAGUCUGAUGUUAAGAUGUUCAGGUUGACUUAAUUCAGGAAGAGGUUUAAACGUUAGCAUUAUUCGUUUAGAACAAACCCUGUGGAGAAUGUUUGAGCAAUAAUAAUACAGCACUGCCUUGCAAACACUCGAAAUGCCAGUCAUAAUAAUAUACACAAUCUGGCACAAACCUACUCUCACUGUCUCUAUUCCUGGAUCCCUGGAGUCUUUUUAAUCAGAUAUUCAGCCCUUAUGCAUUACAAAUCAGGUAAUAGUCUUGUUCUCACACAAUUUUUGCUCUUUACUCUUUCACAAAAUGCACUUGUGUGAAAGUGGAAAUGGGAUUUACUGUACACAACAUCAUAAUUGUCUAGUCUCAUCGUCUCAUUAUGUUAAUGUAUAUUAAUGCUCUUCUCUGAACAAGCCCAAUAAAUAAAUGUCAGGAUACUCAA
Molecule: messenger RNA, 2292 nt
Organism: Carassius gibelio (silver crucian carp)
Lineage: Eukaryota; Metazoa; Chordata; Actinopteri; Cypriniformes; Cyprinidae
Product: neurensin-1-like
Exons: 3
Coding region: 391-954 (187 amino acids)
Biological process (GO): nervous system development
Cellular component (GO): transport vesicle; neuronal cell body; neuron projection
Source: RefSeq, a predicted model, not a curated record